This is a messenger RNA of Calypte anna (Anna's hummingbird), 3565 nucleotides long. RefSeq names its product myb-related transcription factor, partner of profilin-like. The record is from RefSeq and is a predicted model, not a curated record. Gene Ontology annotation, molecular function: RNA polymerase II cis-regulatory region sequence-specific DNA binding; DNA-binding transcription factor activity, RNA polymerase II-specific. Gene Ontology annotation, biological process: regulation of transcription by RNA polymerase II. The transcript has 2 exons. NCBI's taxonomy places the organism in Eukaryota, Metazoa, Chordata, Aves, Apodiformes, Trochilidae. Gene Ontology annotation, cellular component: nucleus. The coding region runs from base 127 to 1149 and encodes 340 amino acids.
UGUGGGUGGGGGGGAGCUGGAUCCCACCAAACUCCUCUGCUCCCGUGCUACACAGUGCUACCCAAGUGGUUGGAUGCAGGGGGAUGCUUUGCGCUGAUUUCCUUUCACCCAAUUGUGCUUUGUGGGAUGUUCAACCCAAGGAACAUGGCUGAACGAAAGAGGAAGCCCAAGUUUUCCAAAGAAGAACUGGACAUUCUGGUCACGGAGGUGACCCGAAACGAAGCCAUGCUGUUUGGGAGGGAGACAGCGCGCCUGUCCCACGCUGACAGGGAUAAGAUCUGGGAAGCCAUAGCCAGGCAGAUCACAUCAGUCAGCCGGGUUCCCAGGUCUGUAAAAGACAUUAAACACAGAUGGGACGACAUGAAGAGAAGGACCAAGGACAAACUGGCAUUCAUGCAGAGGUCCCUCUCCAGCCCCAGCAGCACGGGGCGGCCCUCGGCCAUCGUUCUGACCGCCCGCGAGAGAGCCGUGGAGCUGCAUUCCUCACGCCAGAUGCAGAGAGCAUCCAGAGAGAGAUUCCAGAGAGCAGAUCUGGACGUGGUUGACAGCCUGUCAACGAGCUAUGAUGAAGAUGAGGAGAUGCCAGGCACUUCUCGGGAGCACCGCUUCUCGUCGCUGCAGAGGGCCAGUGCAGGAGUCAGCCAGCUUUCUGGGUCCUCCUUCCUCCACCCUUCUUCCUCAUCACAGCCCUCAGAAGCUUCCAGCCAAAGGCCAGAACUUCACCGUCCAUCCUCACGCCCCACCUCGUCCUGCAGACCCCCACGGCCCUGCACCAGGAGCCCACCCCUCUCCAGCUUCCAUCGCCAGCUUCUCCAUUCCCACACACAGCAGACAGACCUCUUCAGGCAGUUAUGCCAGGAGCUGCUGGCUCUUCACAGAGACAUGGCAGACAGCAUGAAUGUCAUCAGCCAGAGGAUGGCUGACCUCACCAGCCAGGUUGGCCAAAUGUGCCAGACCGUGUCAGAAAUCCGUGAUGGGGUCCAAGCUUUCCAUAGGGUACAGGAUUCUAGUGUCACCCAAGGGGCUCCUCCACAAGCAGCUUGCUCAAAACAGCCCCCUGGGAUCACUGCAGAGUUUAACCAAAACCCCCCAAAACAGACUGUUCCUGCACGGACUACCAGGUCACGAAAGAGAAAACACCAUUUUUAGUCUUCUUCAUAUAAAGAGAAGAAGAGUUCCCCUUCCUGAGCUGCUGCGUGCCUCUUCCAUGUGUAUCAGUGCUCUGUGGGGAAGGUCAGCAGCCACCCCAGCCUCUCCAUCCCCCUCUAGCUAACAGGGCAGUAUGAAUUAUUGCAGCUGAAUAGUAGGGCUGGCCAUCUGCAGUGGCAAAGAGGAAUCUCGAAUCUUACAGAGCUUGAGAUGUAGAACAUCUCUCUGUUCAUGAAGAUUAGGAGUUCUCAUGAUCUUCCCCAUGCUUUGAACCCACUAUAAGCUUAAGAAAUGCAAUAGGAAUCAUUCUCUUGAUCUCUUCUCAUGCCUGUGAAACCAUAUUUACUGAGACACUGUACUACAGAGCUCCCUUGGCAGUCAACCCACAGAUUUACCCUACUGCUCCCUUCCCAUCAUCUUCCUGCAGAUUGCAGCGUGCACUGGGCAGGGAUACAUCCUUAUGGCUCUGAAGCCUCUUCCUGCUCAUUAUUUUUGUCUUGCCUUCAGCAAUAAUGGACAGUCCAGGGCUUGCUGUGAAAUACAAGGAGAUUUGGGGAGAGGGGCAUAAAAGCAGAGCUUGUGCAGGGAAGGAGGCACAACAAGGACAGGACAGGUCUGAGCACUGUGUAGUUUUAGGCUACUGAGAAGGGCUGCUAUGGCAUGUGCCUGGAUCCUGCACUAUCGUGCACUUCUAUCAAAGCGUUCAGUCUUCUUCUGCUCCUGUCAGAAACCCCUAACCUGCCCUUCACUAUUGUAGUUACAAUAGAAUUACUUCAUAAUAUGAAAACAUUUAAACAUAAGUUGUUUAAAUGUUAAAAUGUUAAAACAUUGUAUUGCUAUUAUUUUCUCACCUUAGCAUCUUCAGUUUUGAAUCACUUCACCCUCUUCAAAAUGUGAGAGAUUGCAGGGAAACGAUGAAAGAUGCAGGGCCUGCUUCUGAAAACCAGUUUGGUUGUGUAUCACUCUUAAUUCUGUCAACCUCAGUACAGCUACUGUGCAGUUAGGGUGAUUUAGGGUGGGAUCUGUACUCUGGUCUAUCACAAAGAAUUUACAAUCUAAAUUCACAUCUAUAUACGUUAAAAUCUUAGACGUGUUGGUUUUGUAGUGCUUUCUUUCCCCAUGCAGAUGCAGGAAGAGCUGUACUUCCAUUACAGCAUUUCCAUUGCUUUAGUGCUGCAUGAAGUUCCCAUGUAAAAACCCCGAUUCUGAAACUGGGCUUCAGCAAUGUCACCUCAGGUGGUGGUAACCUCUGUGGCAGGUUUUUUACAAAACCUUUGCCUUCUCCUUCAUUUGCACAUCUGCACCUAUCAUGCUGCCCCCAUCCCUGGAAAAACCUGGGCUGUUAUCAUAAUAUUCUUCAGGAGGGAAAAGGGCUGAGGUGUUACCCACACACAGCUUGCUGCUACUCUCCAGAAUGUCCUGUUCUGUGUGGAGGUGGGCAAAUUAAAAAAUUUCAAGCCAAUGUAAAUGUGCAUCAUCAUGCCAUGUCUGGUCUUUGGGCUUGACCAAAAAGCUGUAUAAUUCAGCAGGAUGUGAAUGUAGGCAACACAGCAUCACAGAAGAUUGGCAUGUUCUAUGUGAUCAUCAAGGAUCUUCUUGAUGUCUGGCCUGGCCUUUGAAGUGUAGAGCACUUGCUUCUCUUCUGAAAGGUUCAGUGAAUGUCUCUUGUGUCAGGCUUACCUGACAUGCUUUUCUUUUUUCUCUUCUUAUUAAAUAUUCUGUGAUUCUAAUUCAGAUAAUUUAUUUUUAGCCAUGCCUUUGCACAAGCAAGGAGAAAAACCUCCUUUCUGAGGAAUGGCCCAUGCUGGUUUCAUGCAGAGAACAUUCCUUGUGCUGGUGCCAGACCAGGGCAGUACUUGUUCACUUUCCUCUGAGGAUGUUGUUUUACUUCUGUUGUAACAUUUGUGUUCUGCAAAAGUCACAUUCUCUCUUCAGUUGAAGAGAGUGGAAAUCUGGUAGAAGUGGAUCCAAUGAAUUGCAGAGAACUGAAAAAAUGGAGAUAAUGUUUUUAAAGGCUUUCUGAGUCAAUAUAGUGCUGCUGCUACUACAUAUUAGAAGUAGUAUUUUAUAUUUUUAUAUUCUUUGGUCCCUGCUGAUGUUUUCCCAUGGAUAUACUUGAUAGGAUUAGCUCCUCUGAUGUUGUGCAGGGAGAUUCUUUCAGGUCUGCAGAGGACACUCCCACAGAUGCUGGGCACUGGAGGGAGUUGGCAUCCUCUCUGCGAUCAGGUUGCCCACACAAAUGCAUUUAGAGAGAGAAUCCUGGUACAGGAUUAAGGCUCAGCCUUAAACACAACCCCCAGAAGGCUGGGCUCUGCUCAGGAGAAAGGACCUUGUAAUGUAAACUGCCUGAUGUCUCCCCCAGCUUCCUCUGUGCACUGUUACAGAUUGGCCCAGAUCUGGGGACAUAUCUCUGGCC